Gadus morhua (Atlantic cod) is the source of this 3887-nucleotide messenger RNA. Its product is annotated as sorting nexin-4. Bases 1040 to 2377 code for a protein of 445 amino acids. The transcript has 14 exons. Gene Ontology annotation, cellular component: SNARE complex; plasma membrane; early endosome membrane. The record is from RefSeq and is a predicted model, not a curated record. Gene Ontology annotation, molecular function: phosphatidylinositol-3-phosphate binding. Gene Ontology annotation, biological process: positive regulation of autophagosome assembly; protein transport. Lineage: Eukaryota; Metazoa; Chordata; Actinopteri; Gadiformes; Gadidae.
GAGAGAGAGAGACAGGAGGAGGAGAGAGAGACAGGAGGAGGAGGAGAGACAGGAGGAGAGAGAGAGACAGGAGGAGGAGGAGGAGAGAGAGACAGGAGGAGGAGGAGAGAGACAGGAGGAGAGAUACUCAGGAGGAGGACCGACCCGAAGCCUGGGAUGCAGGUUUCUUGGUGGCUUACACAGUGUGUGUGUGUGUGUGUGUGUGUGUGUGUGUGUGUGUGUGUGUGUGUGUGUGUGUGUGUGUCUGUGUGUGUGUGUGUGUGUGUGUGUGUGUGUGUGUGUGUGUGUGUGUGUGUGUGUGUGUGUGUGUGUGUGUGUGUGUGUGUGUGUGUGUGUGUGUGCGUGCGACCCUAAGCCCUCUUAAGGUGGGAGGUUGGAACAGGUUCUGGGGCGGUCCCUGUUCCCGGUCGCCCUGGCGACGCCCCCCGGGGGGAGGCGGUGGUACGACGGCCCGACUGUGAUUUUGUGGCUCAUGACUGAUGUGUGGGCGGAGAGUGUAUCGCUAUGACGACCUGUCACUCCCCCCGCCUCCGACGUAUAAUCUCACCGGUGUCGUCACGGAGGAUAAAGCCUGUUGUUAUGACCAAAUGAUUGAAGCAUUCUGUGUGAUCUUUUUCCUCUGAUUAAACGGUAUUCAUGAUCCUGCUGGCCUCGUCUAUUCCCACCGCUCUGGGCUCAGUAAAGUUAACCGCUGUCAGUACUGAGCAGAACAAUGGAUGGAAUCAUUUAACAAGUUUAUAUAUAUCUACAAAGUAUAAUAGACAUAUAUAUAUAUAUGUCAUCUCUAUCUCUAUUAAUUCUAUAUAUAUUCCUAUAUAUAUUAAAAUGUAUGUAUCAAGAUUUUUGAUACAUUUUAGUAUUUCAAUAGAAACCUGUUGGUAAUUGUAGGUUCCCUGAACUAUUCCAUCUUGGGUUUUAUAUGUUACACCUUGUUCGAACAGCCAUGUUAGCCCUUUUAUAAUAUUAAGUCAAAAGGUGACCUUAUGUCAUGCAGUCGGUCUGCACGCUUUAGACCGGAGGAUGUUGCUCACCUCUGCGCAUGCGCCGCACCUCACCGACACCGACAGCAGGAAGGAUGGCGGAGGAACGCGGAGACCCGUCCGAGCGCACCGGGGGCUCGGAUCCGAUGGAAGACCCCCUGGAAGACCACCAACACACCACGGUGAUGGUCGUGUCCAGCCUGUCCAGCCGACUGGAGGUCAGUGUCGCCGAGACGGAGAAACGCAACGGGAAGAACGCCAUGAACAUGCAGGAGACCUUCACGGUUUACCUGGUGGAGACACGGCCCGUGGAGCCCCUGGCCGACGGGCGUCAGCUGGCCCCUGACUCGCUGUGGAGGCGCUACAGUGAGUUUGAGAUCCUCAGGAGCUACCUGCUGGUCACCUACCCCGCCGUCGUGGUCUCCCCACUGCCCGAGAAGAGGGCAGAGUUUGUGUGGCACAAGUUGUCGGCGGACAACAUGGACCCCGACUUCGUGGAGCGCCGACGGGUCGGCUUGGAGAACUUCCUCCAGCGAGUGACAUCACAUCCUGUCCUCUCCCACGACAGCCUCCUGUACCAGUUCCUCACCGAGGAGCAGGGCUGGAAGGAGGCGGUGUACGACACCGGGUUCCAGGACAAGGCCGACUCCCGACUGCGGGCCUUGAGCGCCACCUUCAGGGUCAGGAAUCCUGACAGGCGCUUCGUGGAGAUGAAGCACUACAGUGAUGAGCUGCAGUCGCACACGUCUCAGCUGCUCCGCGCACGUGCACGUGUGGCUGACCGUCUAUAUGGUGUCUACAAGGUCCAUGGAAACUACGGCCGAGUCUUCAGUGAGUGGAGUGUCCUAGAGAAACAGAUGGGAGAUGGUCUGCAAAGCGCAGGACAUCACAUGGACGCGUAUGCUGCCUCCAUCGACGACAUUCUGGAGGAGGCCGAACACUAUGGGGACCAGCUGAAGGAGUAUCUGUUCUAUGCUGAGGCUCUACGCGCGGUGUGUAGGAAACACGAGCUGAGCCAGUAUGAGCUGGAGCUGGCCUGCCAGGACCUGCUCUCCAAGAAGCAGCAGAGGGAGGAGCUGGCCACCGGGAGCGUGAGAACCUUCUCCCUGAAGGGGAUGACCAGCAAGCUGUUCGGCCAGGAGGCCCCGGAGCAGAGGGAGGCGCGCCUCCACCUCCUGGAGGAGCAGAUCAGGGAGGGGGAGCAGGCGGUGGAGGAGAGGAGGUCCGAGUGCCAGGUGCACGUGGGCGGGGCUUGGGUGGACGUGCAGCGCUUCCGGCAGCAGAAGGACCGGGACAUCCGGGAGGCUCUGAUUGGCUACGCCCUGAUGCAGAUCAGCAUGUGUAAGAAGGGAGUACAGAUGUGGAGUAACACCAAGGAGUGUUUCCUGAAGAUGUAGCUCUCCGCGGCGGCUUCCGGCUCCUCUAGUUAGCUCUUGGAGCCGUUAGCUCCAGAUAAUAGCAUCUUUUAGCUGACAGUGAUGAAUACUAAGAGAUCGUUAGCCCUUAGCUGUGGAUUAACUAGCAUAUUUAAGCUCCUGAACGAUGGAUGCUAGCAUACGUUAGCUGAUAGCUGUCGGUGUUUCGAGACACAUUAGCUCCAAACACACGCACAAACACGCUAGGAUUUGAGUUGUGCAGUCGAUACGACCCUCAAGGUGGGGAUACUAGCGACUGUUAGCUCUUAGCUGUUGCUAGCUGCAGCCUUUAACUUUAAGAUUGGCUUCCUAUUGCUGUUCUUAAAAUGCAUCUGGGAUAAUAUUUUAUUUUCAUCAUACACUACGACCUUUGACCUGACAUAAAGGAAGCGAUCCCAGAAUGCCAAGGUUACAUAUUGUUUGAUUCUAAAGCACAACCAUUUUAGGAAAGAUAAAACUUAUGGACAUAUGGCAAACAUAUGGAAGAGUAGAACUGCAUAAACAAUGCAUCCAAACACACACAUGCACAGAAAUUGUUUUCUAAAAUGUCAGACAUAUUGUAUAGUUGAAUUUAUUCAUAUCAUUGAAUCAAGUUAAUUGUGUUGCCGUUGCAAACUGACUUUGCCAUGCCAAUUCUGAGAUGAUUAUGAAUUUAUUCUAUUGAAGAAUUUAAUUAAAAAAAUUGCAAUCUUCCGCCAUUCUAUGCAAUUUUGUUUCAUGGUAUUGUUACGUGUUCACAGGAAAAUAAAAGUAAGACGGCCGAUAAAAAGCGACAGUGUUACCAAUUACAUUUUAUUAGGCGACGGACGAUGAAAGCACCAGUCAGUGCGUUUACAUGACCCUCAAGAAAAUCGAAAUUGGGUUAGUCCAACGUUUCCCCUCACGUUUUAAUAGACGCCGAGUCGCCGACCUAUAAAAAGCGGUAUUAUUAUAGUAUUAUCACAUGGUAUUAUUAUAUAAUAGUAUUAUUACAGUAUUAUCACAUUCUAUUAUUAUAUUAUAGUAUGAUUAGUAUUAUUAUAUAUCUGUAUUCUGACUACAUUAAGGCAGCCUUUAGUUGGCUCAGUGGUGUGUGUGUGUGUGUGUGUGUGUGUGUGUGUGUGUGUGUGUGUGUGUGUGUGUGUGUGUGUGUGUGUGUGUGUGUGUGUGUGUGUGUGUGUGUGUGUGUGUGUGUGUGUGUGUGUUGAGAGUGGAUAAGUGUAUGAAUGCAUGUAACUGUAUUUGUUCAGGAGGAGGCGCUGUUGCGCCAAAUAUGUCCUGGAGCCGCGUGUGACUGAUGACACCACUACCUUAUAAGGGGGAUGUUACCCUCCUCCCUCUCUCUACCUGACUCUCACGGAGAGCAGCAUGUUGUGCACAGUUCUUCAAUAAACAUUGUCACGAGAUUGAUGACUGAAGAGAUAAACGUCUGAACGUCUGUUCAUCCCUUAGAAUUAUUAUUCCGCUGUGCAAGGUAGGCAGUAGGAAUAAGCCUACCUGCUAACACUGUGUG